Molecule: messenger RNA, 600 nt
Organism: Rotaria sp. Silwood1
Lineage: Eukaryota; Metazoa; Rotifera; Eurotatoria; Philodinida; Philodinidae
Source: the annotation of a GenBank genome assembly
AUGAUUAGACAAUAUGAUCGAUUUAUGAUAUUGAAAAGUUUAUAUCCUAAAAUUUAUCUUGUUCCAACUAUAGAUAUUGAAAUAGUUUGGAAAACACAUCUUUUAAGACCUGAAAUAUAUCGAGAUGAUUAUUCAACAAUCUUUUUUUCAUACUUCUUAUUAUAUGAAAAACAUUUUAAUGAAGAAUAUUGUUCAUUACCAUUAUAUAAAAAUGCUAAAACAUCUUCAUCGAAAUAUAUUCAUCCUUAUUUUAAUAAAAUUCAAUAUUUAACUGAAACUUAUUCUUAUUGGGAUAAAACAUUGUUUCAAUUUUCGAAAUAUUCUCCUGAUGAUUAUGAAAAUCCAUUUUCAUUUCGAAGACAUGAUAUUAUUCUUGAUGGUAAAUGGAUUCAUUCAUGUCAAUAUUUUAUGGACGAUAUACUUAUGAUGGUACCCAAUGAUAUAUGGAGUUUUAAUGUAUUAAAUCCAAUAAAUUUAAAAUCAUCAGAAAUGAAACGAUUAAAAAAAUCUUAUGAAAGAUUUUUAUAUAUAAUAACAAAAUAUUCAAUAACUAAACAAUAUCAUUUCAUUCAUCCAACAUACGCAGUAAUACAAUUUUAA